Saitoella complicata NRRL Y-17804 is the source of this 916-nucleotide messenger RNA. RefSeq lists its product as uncharacterized. The transcript has a single exon. The record is from RefSeq and is a predicted model, not a curated record. NCBI's taxonomy places the organism in Eukaryota, Fungi, Ascomycota, Saitoellomycetes, Saitoellales, Saitoellaceae. Bases 29 to 886 code for a protein of 285 amino acids.
AGAGUUCCAGGCAAAGAAGGCGGAGUUGAUGGCACAGCGUGAUCCUUUGCAACUCAUCGAGAAACCCGAUAAAGAAACGAAGGAGAAGAUCCAGGCGUUGACAAGUGCGAUGACCGCGUUGGGGAAGGAGAAUCGCGAGAAACAAGCGGCGGCGGAGUUGGGGGCGUGGUUGGCUGAGCGACGUGUCAGCCCGAGACUUGAGCCGUUGGGGAAGGAUUUUGGUGGUUAUACGUAUUGGUGUUUUAACCAGCGGGCUAACGAUGAGACGCGUGGAUGGGGAUGUGGACUUUAUCGUCGGAAGGAGGGUGAGGAGACAUGGUGGAAGAUUGAAUCACCCGCGAAACUGGACCAACUUUGGCGUUGGUUCGAACAAGAAACAGCUGAGCGGUUCCCCUCUUCGACUGUGUCUGCUACGCCGGCACUAACAAAGGCUGCAGUACCUCAAAAGACGAGUGCGGAGCGGUAUGCAGAGUUGAUGAAACAACAGAUGAUGCCGCAGAGGGGUGCGAUGCGGGUCGUUAUCGGUGCUGGACCCGGUAGCCCCGCGACGAAUGCUGGCCCGAGGACGGCGCAGGCGGGGCAGUUGGUUACGUUGCCGAUUCAGCAUAUGCCUAAGACACAGGAAGCACCGAAGGGGGAGGAUGUGGAGAUGACGGAUGUUCGUUUGCCUGCUGAUUUCGAUGAGGUAGGUGGGGAUGUUAAUAUGGAGAAUGGUGCACAGGAAGGAGGAGAUGAGGAAGGGAAGGUUGAGAUGGGGCUUACGGCGAGUGAUAUGAAGGAUUUUUGUGCGGAGAUCAAGAAGGUUGCGGAGUUUGUAAGGGAUACAUGGGGGGAGGAGGAUCCGGAUGCUGAAGCCGCAGCAGCUGUCGAGGAACAACAGGCCUAGGUAUGAGAUGAGAUGAGUGGUCAUAUGCAA